Messenger RNA from Rhipicephalus microplus (southern cattle tick), 2124 nucleotides. Its product is annotated as neprilysin-1. The record is from RefSeq and is a predicted model, not a curated record. Gene Ontology annotation, molecular function: metalloendopeptidase activity. Gene Ontology annotation, biological process: protein processing. NCBI's taxonomy places the organism in Eukaryota, Metazoa, Arthropoda, Arachnida, Ixodida, Ixodidae. Gene Ontology annotation, cellular component: plasma membrane.
AUGGCGGACGAAGGUUCAUCGUCAGGAGGCCGUGGAGCCGGGGCUGGCGGUGUCGCCGCUUCCCGUCGCGGCGUGCGGCCACUCAAGGCAGCCUUGAUGGCCAUCUUCUCCUUGUCCCUGGCACUGGCAAUUGCCCUAGUAGUCGUUUUCACCGUAAAAAACAUCCACAGGCCCAAGUUCCAUGGCGAGUUCCAGGCGUCGCACCUGUUCUCGUGGCAGCGACAGCGAUCUGGUUUCAUCUACACGUGUACCUCGGAGUACUGCCUUAAGGAGGGCGAGCAGCUUCAGAAGCACGUAGCCUGGACGCUGGACCCAUGCGAGGACUUUUACGACUACGUUUGCUCCAGCACAAAGCCGGCAUCAUCGGUGCGCAGAUCGGCCGUUCGACACUUUCUGCGUGAGAUUCACGACGUCAUUGACAAGUACUCACGGCUAGGUUGGCUCAAACGCACUCGACUCACUAAUCAAGUGUCGUCAUUUUACAAGGCGUGCAGGAGUGGCCAUUACAACUCUGUCCCAGAACAAAUGGAUCAGACGCUUGUAUUGCUCAAGCUGUCUGGCAAGGACGCAAUCCUCGAAGAAGGUCUCGCCUCGCUGGCGAAGAUUCUGCAGGUAUUUCCGCUCAUGCACGUGUCCGUGACGACCAAGGCCAAAUACAGCCGGGAAUGCAUCGCACUUAGGAGGCCGAAGACUUUUAACGGGGACCACAUCUUCGACAUUCCGAAGGCCUUCUCGAAGAAGUACGUCCCAUUCGUCAAAGCACUUCUCGGUUCCGAGCAAGCGGCGCAGAACGUGAGAGAAGUCGACAUCUUUCUAAAAAAAUUCUCGGGUCUCUGGAGCGAGAGCUAUCAGAAAAUGUCGGAGUACGAAACAACCACGAUCGACGAACUCAGGGUAAAUGGUUUGAACUGGAAAACUUUCUUGUUUAAGUUAAUAGAGUCUGCAACCAAAGACCACUGCGUUGUCAUUCUCUCUCAAGAUUACUUUAAGCAUGUUGAGAAGAUGUUCCAAAAGUUCACUACCAACCAAGUUGCCGACUUCGUCAAGUACAGCGCAAUUCUCCACCUCUAUCCCUUUGUGAAGCUUCAACAGUCUGCUUCAUUGGCCACCUACCAAAACAUCAGCGAGGAGGUCUGCUCGCUCCUUACUUACAGAGUGUUCAACUACAUUUUCGUCCGACAUUUCAACUCGACUGUUCGCCUCGAUGUCAUCACGAGUGCUGGAAUGAAAGAAGCCAUUUUACGGAAUUCGUACAGGAGCGUGCUGGACUCUGCCUCCGAGAUUCCAAUGACUACAGUAAACAACAUCGAGGACGAGAUCAUGUCUAUCGGGCCCACUUACUUCAGCCUGAUGGAUGAUGUGGAUGCCUACUAUUCUUCCAACAACGUCGACCCAGACGUGGAAAACAUGCUUCUUUCCUAUGUGAAGGCCAAGGCGGCGCUGUCUGAGCACUACGUUGCAACCGUGCUCAGAUCCGGAGAGACCAUUCGGGACGGAAACCUCGAGCUGACCUCUCAAUACGACCCGGACACCAGUGUCCUCACGGUGCCGCUCUCCAUCGCGCCGCUCGUGCUGAAGGGCCGCGAGUUCUUCCUCGAGUCAUCGACGGUGGGCUUCGUGAUGACGCGCUUCCUGUACCACGUGUUCCAGGAGAAGUUCCUCUUUGGCAUGGAAGCCGAGACGGAGGCGCUUCAUGGCGUCAAAGGUUGCCUGGAGAGACAGUAUGGAGCCAUCGAGGUGGGCCCUCUAAACAAGACUCUGGACGGCCACCGUACACUGCGCGAGAACAUGGCCGACAACGUGGCCGUCACCGUGCUCCACAGGGCCUAUCGGACGUCGCUUCUGUUCUACAUAUCGACCAUGGACGCGAUGGGCUUCCAGAAUGUAUUCCUUCAUUUUGAGAACCUUCCCAGCGUGAGCUCGGAGCAGCUUUUCUACCUGAUGUUCGGUCAGUCUUUUUGCGACCCAGACGAGGACACGGAGCGUGUCAUUGACGACGCCACUUGGGCGCCGGCAAAGUACCGCGUGAACGUGCCACUUAGCAACUACGAGCCUUUUUCAAAGGCCUUUGAGUGUCAGCCUGGAAGCAAGAUGAAUCCAAAGAAGAAGUGUCGUGCCGUGUGA